AUGAUUCUGCACCCGAGGAGGAUGGGCGGGCCCUGGCGUAGAAAGUCGAGCCUGAUCACGUCCCUUCUUGCCUUCUUUCUCAUCUUGCUCUUCAUCCAAACUCGCAUCCACUACCGCCCUGCUCAACCCGAACCUCCCUCGAUACCGCACCCAGAGCCCGUCGCUGAGCCGCAGCCCGCGCCUUCACCGGUCCCCAAGACCGAACCGUCGCUCAAGGUCACCCAUCCUCUACUCAAGAGCCAGGCUAAAUUCUGGCGAAGUUUAUACCAGAUCAUUCUGAACAAUGACCCAAACUGCAAGAAUGCUCCCGAGCCCGUCGUUCCUCAAAAGUUGGACAUUGGCUUUGAUCCCACGCAACACCGACCGAGACCGGACGUACUGUAUAUGGACACCGCAGACAUCAAACGCAUGCGUGAGGCGCACUCCAACUUUGUCAGUGAUAUGAAAGACGUAACUCCAGUGCCAUACAACCCUGGCACGCGAGGUAUCGCCUUGACUGGCGGGUUCAACCAGCUGCCCGUCCUGGUCAUUUCGGUGCGGAUGCUGCGAAGAACCGGGUCCGAUCUACCCGUCGAAGUGUUCGUUACCGACGAAUCUGACUGGGACGACGAAAUCUGCGGUAUGGUGCUGCCUUCCCUCAAUGCCACAUGCCUCCUCUUCUCCGACAUCUUCCAUGCCGCGAAUACGGGCGUAGCUAUCGACCGGUUCCAAUUCAAGAUCAUGGCUGUCCUCUUCUCUUCCUUCGAAGAAGUCCUCCUCCUCGAUUCCGAUGCGUUUCCUGUUCAUGAUCCUCUGCCCUUGUUCGACGAAGAGCCGUUCAAGAGCCACGGUCUAAUCGUCUGGCCCGAUUUCUGGUACCCGUCCGAGUCCCCAUACUAUUUCGAAAUUGCCAAAAUCGCCUCUGUACCGCUUCUGAAUGAACGAGCUUCCGUUGAAUCAGGUGAAGUCAUGUACUCCAAGUCCAAGCACCGCAUGUCACUUAUGCUUGCCGCGUACUACAAUUAUUACGGACCGUCGUACUACUACCCUUUGCUCUCCCAGGGCGCUCCGGGCGAAGGCGACAAGGAGACUUUUGCUUGGGCGGCCGCUGCCUUGAAAGAGCCCUAUUACGCUGUCCAUGAGCGAGUCAUGGCUCUGGGCCGCCAUGACACCAACGGUCAUUAUCUUGGUACUGCUAUGGCUCAGCAUGACCCAGUCGUUGAUUAUGCAUUCACCAAAGCCUACGGUCCUCCUCACGAGCGCAACAAGGACGGCGACUCCGGCAAAGAGAAUCACUUCGAUAUUCAAGAAAGCGAUGUCAAGCCCUUUUUCAUCCACGCAAACUUCCCGAAAUUCGAUCCGGCAACAAUUUUCGACCACAAAGUGACAAGUUUUGCGGAUCAAGUCGUGGGACAGCCCACUCGAGACACGAACGGUACAAACGUCCGGUGUUGGAUGGACCCGGCUCGCGCUAUCGACUUGUUCGGAUUCGACAUCGAGCGACGCUUCUGGGAGGAAAUCAUGGCCACAGCUUGCGAGAAUGAGCAUCAAUUUCGUACUUGGAAGGGCAAAACAGGCAUCUGUCGGCGUACCCAGGAAUAUUGGGAUGACGUAUUUGCGGUGAAUGCCACUGCCACUCCUCUCGAAGACCAUCAGCAUAAACAAUCCUCCAUCGAGACGCCAUCGCCUCCUUAG
Molecule: messenger RNA, 1674 nt
Organism: Cladophialophora carrionii CBS 160.54
Lineage: Eukaryota; Fungi; Ascomycota; Eurotiomycetes; Chaetothyriales; Herpotrichiellaceae
Exons: 1
Coding region: 1-1674 (557 amino acids)
Biological process (GO): mannan biosynthetic process
Cellular component (GO): Golgi apparatus
Molecular function (GO): alpha-1,2-mannosyltransferase activity
Source: RefSeq, a predicted model, not a curated record